Molecule: messenger RNA, 1920 nt
Organism: Momordica charantia (bitter melon)
Lineage: Eukaryota; Viridiplantae; Streptophyta; Magnoliopsida; Cucurbitales; Cucurbitaceae
Gene: LSMT-L
Product: Rubisco methyltransferase family protein
Biological process (GO): peptidyl-lysine monomethylation
Cellular component (GO): chloroplast
Molecular function (GO): protein-lysine N-methyltransferase activity; [ribulose-bisphosphate carboxylase]-lysine N-methyltransferase activity; protein binding
Source: RefSeq, a predicted model, not a curated record
UCCAAAAUCUGAAGCCUAUCCACAACCAGAACCAGAAGCAAUGUACAAAAUCACAUGCUGCAUAAUUUUCAAAUCCGCUUCUCCAAUGGUGGUUAUUGAACCUUGAAGUGCUCGAAAAUGGCGACUCCUACUCCAAUGGCCUUAUCUUCAUCCCCCAAUUUCCUGUCCCUUCCGCGAACUGCAACUGCAACGCACCUUCCACUCCCACCGAAGAGGCCAUUUUUCCAACCCAAGGCACGUCUCUCUGCUGCUGCCUCCACCACCUCUCCGGAUUUAGAUCCAUCGCUGCCAUCAAACGUCCACACCUUCUGGCAAUGGGUUCGCCAAGAAGGUCUCGUCUCUUCCAAGACUCCAGUCAAGCCGGCCAUUUUCCCCGAAGGCCUCGGACUGGCCUCCAUGAAAGACCUCUCUAAGAACGACGUUGUUCUGGAGGUUCCGCAGCGACUCUGGAUAAAUCCCGACGCAGUUGCUGCUUCCGAGAUUGGGAAUGCGUGCAGUGGACUGAAGCCCUGGAUCUCUGUUGCUCUGUUUCUGAUUAGGGAAAAGUUCAACGACGACUCGCGCUGGCGACAUUACCUCGAUAUUCUCCCCCGGGAAACGGAUUCCACAGUGUUUUGGUCUGAAGAGGAGCUUGCCGAACUCCAAGGAACCCAACUUCUGAGUACAACUUUGAACGUCAAAGAAUAUGUUAAGAGCGAAUUUCUUAAGGUUGAAGAAGAGAUACUACUCCGCCACAAAGAUCUAUUUCCUUCUCCAAUAACACUGGAUGACUUCUUUUGGGCUUUUGGGAUACUUAGAUCAAGGGCAUUUUCACGACUCAGAGGCCAAAACCUUGUUUUGAUCCCUUUUGCGGAUUUGGUCAACCAUAGCGCUGACGUAACCUCAGAAGAACAUGCAUGGGAGAUCAAGGGACCUGCAGGUCUCUUCUCAUGGGAUAUCCUAUUUUCUCUCCGGUCACCAAAUCCUGUGAAGGCUGGUGAGCAGGUUUUUAUCCAAUAUGAUUUAAAAAAGAGCAAUGCUGAUUUGGCUCUCGACUAUGGGUUCAUAGAGCCGAAGGCAGAUCGCAAUGCAUAUACACUGACGUUAGAUAUACCAGAGUCAGACCCUUUCUUUGAUGAUAAGUUAGAAGUUGCUGAGACUAACGGUCUUGGCGAGACAGCUUAUUUUGACAUUGUUUUGGGCCGUCCUUUUCCACCUACAAUGCUUCCAUUCCUGCGCCUGCUAGCGCUCGGAGGCACCGAUGCAUUCCUCUUGGAAUCUCUUUUUAGAAAUUCAAUCUGGGGUCACCUUGAAUUGCCCGUAAGUCGAGCAAAUGAAGAGCUUGUAUGUCAAGUGGUCAGAAAGGCUUGCGAGGCUGCUCUUUCUGGCUACCAUACCACCAUAGAAGAGGAUGAGAAGGUAAGAGAAGAUGGAAAUCUAAACUCAAGACAGAGGAUUGCUGUUGGAAUAAGAGAAGGGGAGAAGAGGGUAUUGCAGCAAAUAAACAAUAUUUUCAAGGACAGGGAAAUGGAAUUAGAUGAAUUGGAAUAUUACCAAGAGAGGAGGCUAAAGGAUCUUGGUCUGUGUGGGGAGCAAGGUGAAAUUAUCUUUUGGGAGUCUAAAUAAGUGACCCCAAAAAUGAAGAAGAGAAUGGGGGUGUUCAAAUCCACCUAUUGUUCGAUUAAUCAUCAGUAAAUAAAUCUUUAGUUUCUUCUAGGAUGAAGUAGGCUAAAUUAUAUGCAUUUUGUGUCUGUGUUUUAAUUAAGUAGUUUCAAUUCAUUGUGCGUGUUAGAAAUAUCUUUUGUUAUAUUCGUAUUAUUGAUGCGUAAAUUUGUUCUUGCGGGAUGACAUAAGUUGCACCAAUUUUCUUCAGUAAAGAGAUUUGGCUGAAUCGAAAGAUUUCGUAUCAGUGUGGUAUUAAUCACACACUCUUCAAUGCAA